CGCUUGGCUCUAAUGACCGAAAGCGCAAAACAUCCUGUCGACGAGCACGCAAAAUUUCUUGAUCUCUCAAAAAAUAAGAAGAAAAUUUACAAAUCUAAACUUGGAGAUCCAAAAUUGAAUUAAAGGUUUUAAGGUUUCAUUGUUAUAUUAAUAUCUGUUGUUUUCGCUUUCAAAGCCCAGAAAGAUUUUGUUGGAAAUUCUGUUUUUAGGGUUUUUUGGGUGAGAAUGAACGAUCAAUCGCAGAUGUUGAAUCCACUGCAGUUGAUGAGCCAGGCGCAUAUGAUGAGUCAAUCUCAGAUGAUGAAUUCGGUGCAGCCUCAGGUUUUGAACCAGAAUUCGGCGAUUUUGGCGCAAUCGCAGGCCAUGAGCCAGCCUCCUCAGAAGUUGAACCCGGUUCAGUCUCAGUCUCAGACUCGGAUGAUGAGCCAUAGUGGAGCAAUGACCCAGCCGCAGCCUGCGAUGAUGAUGAUGAAUCAGCGAAACUACAAGCCAUGGUCACCGCAGCAACAGUCUUCGAUGGAUCUGAAGAGGAAGUUCCAGAAUCAACAGAACCCUUUGAAGUUCAAUAAUAAUAUUAGCAAUAAUUUUGUGCCUUCAAAGCCCAGAAGCAAGAAGAAUUGGAAGGGCAAAACUAUGAACAAAGAUCAGAGAAGAAUGGAAAAGCCCAUGCCUAAUAUACCGACUACCUCCAACUCUGCACCGGCCCUUGCCGGUCCUUGUGGUUUCGGUGGUUAUAAGCCCCCUAGCCUGAAUGAUCUCCAAACGCAAAACCGAAUUAAAGCUCGAAAAUACUACCACCCAAAGAAAAAGUUCAACAACCGGUUUGCUCCUUAUGCGCCGCGAAACACAACAUCUUUUAUUAUUCGUGCAAAAAAAGCCGGAGGUAUCGCAUCCCUGGUGUCCCCUUGUCCCAUGACACCUGCUGUUUUGCCUACUCCGAUGUUCUCGCCUUCGAGGGAGGUAUUGGGUGACAUGGCAAAGGAAGAAUGGGGUGUUGAUGGAUAUGGGUCCAUGAAGGGACUGAUAAGACUGAGAUCACCUGGAAAUGAAGUGGAGGUUCAUGAUGAGGAGGAGGAAGAUGAAGGGAAUGGGUCGAGUGAGAGUGACGUGGAAGAGCAUGUGGAGGUGGAAAGGAGAUUGGAUCAUGAUUUGAGUAGGUUUGAGAUGAUUUAUCCAACUUAUGGAGGUGGGGAUUAUAGUUACAAUAAUGUUCUAGAAAAUAGGGUGGAUGAUCAAGAUACCCAUAUAGCACAACUGGAAGAAGAGAAUUUGACACUGAAGGAGAGGUUGUUUCUGAUGGAGAGAGAGUUGGGGGAUCUGCGAAGAAGGUUGCAGUUCUUGGAGAGGCAUCAAGGUCAGGGAAGAAGUCUUCUAGCUGUGGAAGAUGUGAAUGAGGAGGUUGUGGAAAAUGUUUCCGAGAAUGGUGAAAAUGAGAAUGAGAGUGAUGGAGGAUCAGAUAUUGGUGCGACUGGAAACGAGAAUAAUGAGGAGGUGAUGGAGGAUGUGAGCGGGAAAGGAAAAAUAGGAGUAAAUGAUGGUAAGGAGAGUUAUGAUGUUUGCAUGCAAGAAACCGUAUCUUAUAAUGGUGAAAUUGGGAAGGAUGUGAUAGAGAAUAAAAUUGUAGGAAGUACAUUUGUAGUUAGAAAUGAAGUGAUUGAGAAGGUGAAUGAGGCAAAAGGUGAAGAAGUAAGGAAUGAGGUGAUAAUAGAAAAUUUGAUUGCAAAGGAGGAGAACAACAAAUUGUCCAAGUGUGAUGCUUUUGUAAAUGAGGUGCAAGACAAAGUAACUGAAGAUAAUUGAAGGAAGUAAGGAAUGAGGUGAUAAUAGAACGUUUUACUUGUAUCUUUGCCGCUGUAUGUAGAUGUAGUUUAGUCUUCUUUUAACAAAUGUAGGAAGCAGUUUCUUAGUUUUUAUCCUUUCUAAGGCUGUUUUGGGUGGGGGGUUUAGGUAGGGUUGAGGUUCAUUCUGUGAAAAGUAUAAAGCUGCAUGUAGCUUUUUCAUCAGCUGGUGUUUGAGUAGAACCUCACAUGCUAAGAAAAAUCCUUAACCAUGAUGCAUGGUCUUCUUUUUUAUGUUUUCUUAUCUCUAAUGUCAAAACUUUCUUAAUGCA
This is a messenger RNA of Manihot esculenta (cassava), 2110 nucleotides long. RefSeq lists its product as uncharacterized. The record is from RefSeq and is a predicted model, not a curated record. Lineage: Eukaryota; Viridiplantae; Streptophyta; Magnoliopsida; Malpighiales; Euphorbiaceae. The transcript has a single exon. The coding region runs from base 226 to 1800 and encodes 524 amino acids.